Molecule: messenger RNA, 288 nt
Organism: Triticum turgidum subsp. durum (durum wheat)
Lineage: Eukaryota; Viridiplantae; Streptophyta; Magnoliopsida; Poales; Poaceae
Source: the annotation of a GenBank genome assembly
AUGGACAGGAGCUUCAUGCCCAAAGUCCAGUCGCCCCAGGCCGUGCCUACACGAGCAGCGCCGUGGGUAGAUGCUUCCCCGCCCAACGAGGAUGGCGAGAUUAUCUUCGUCUCUGGUGUUUCGCUGGCCAUUGGGCUGAAGUCAACCGUACAGUUCUUCACAAAGCCCAAGAAUCGCAAGUGUUCGAUUGCUUUCAGGGUCGUACUUUUCCUUGUCCUUAUUGGCUGGCCUGUCUUCAGUAUGAUGGCAGAGUCGUAUGGCUUUGCCCUGCUAUUCAGUGUGCAUUAA